Cydia splendana is the source of this 3048-nucleotide messenger RNA. It is a transcript of the gene Incenp, whose product is annotated as inner centromere protein. Lineage: Eukaryota; Metazoa; Arthropoda; Insecta; Lepidoptera; Tortricidae. The record is from RefSeq and is a predicted model, not a curated record. The transcript is spliced from 23 exons. The coding region runs from base 107 to 2767 and encodes 886 amino acids.
ACAUUCAACGUAAAAUUUCAAUUUCAAACGGUUUUCGAUUGUGUAGUGUUUUAGGUCGUUUGUCAAUUUGUGAAACAUUUAUUAAAGUGUAUUUUUUAUUACAAUAAUGUCCGUAUUUGAUGAAAUAAUGUGUAAACUUAAUGAAAUAUCGAACAGUUAUGUUCGCUCCCUAAACGAAGACAUAAAGGUCGCUUUCGACGCUAUAGAUAAGUUUGCUGAGGAAUAUCAGAACGGACGCGGGAAACGGGACCAGAAUCAGAAAAAGGCCCUGGUGAAUACGCUUAUGAGCAUAAAUGAAGACGAAGAUGAAAACUCCCCCAAAGAAGUCAGGAAGUCCAGGGAUGGCUCGGAGAAGCGGCUCUCGAACAAGCGGAGCAAGGAGCAGGUGGACGGCAUGUUGAGCCCUGAACAAGAGAAGAGACCCAAGAGAAACGCCUCCGUUAAGGCUCAGAACAAUAUUACCAAACAGAGACAAGCCCUGGAGUCUUUAAAUCAGAACAUUUUACUUCUCAGUGAUGAUGAAGACGUGGUGAACGUGAGUCUGACACAGAAGCUGCGGCGAGACGACACGGACAAGACACGGCGACGUAAGGAUGACGACAAGGAGAACACGCUGCCGGUUGUACAGGUGAAACAAGAGAAGAUAUCCCUCCCUCCGGAGCCCAUGGAAACAGAAGCGGUGUUAGACAUACCGCUGGUGCCUGUGAAACAAGAACCCAGUAAGGAUGAAGCCUCCAUGCCACCACCAGCCGCUCCUGUUCCAAAGCCCCGCAAGCUACCACCAAAGGAGAAAUCUACGGAUAGUGAGGACGAGCCGUCCGGCAAGCGCAGCACAAGAACAAGGAAGAAUACGGAGACCAUGCCGCCACCACCUGCUCCAGCACCUGUGGAGCGAGCAGCGCGAGCGUCUCGCCGCGGCACGGCCGCUAGGCAGGCCGAAGCGGACACGCAGCAACUACCGCCUCCAGAACCCAGGCCCAAACGCACCCGAGCUAAAAAGAAAGUAUCAGAGUCCUCAACUACAGACAUAGAAAAUACACAACCGCCCGUAGAAAACAGCAUUGGUACACCAGACAAACCUCGACCAAAGAGAACUAGACGAGGGAAGAAAGCAGCCGAGGAAGAACCACCUAAACCAAAAGAUCCAUCCCCAGAACCAGAAAUAAUCACCCCCAAAGAAGAAAGAAUAUCCAUCCCCGAGACCCAAUCGCCCGCCAUACCUCAAAAGACCGUCAAAAAGACCAAAAACGACUCAACGCAAUCUGUUAUCUCAGAUGACUCGAUCCAAUCGAAAAAGGGCGGUAAGAAGAAGGGGCCAAAGUCCAAAGUUGACAAGCAAGCGAUGGAGGAGACUCAGGUUAUAAGCAAUGUGAAUACAACGGUGACUAUUAGUAUGGAUAAGACGGUCGUGCUGACUAAUGGGGUGUAUGACCAUACUGACGGAAAGACUACGAUUGCAAUGAAUGAAACAGUCGUGUUAGACAAAAUCAACCGAGACACCAUGGUUUUGGACAAACCACAAGCUAAGAUUAUGGACUCCACAGUUGUUAUAGAGAAAGACGGCGCGACGCCCAACAUGACGGACGACCUGUCCCUGCUCACGGACGACAACAGCGAGGAGUACUGCACGCCCACCAAGGACCACAAACAACCGGAACCCACUUCUGCUGUAAAAGCCAAAGUACAACAAUUUGAAGAGAUGGCCGCCAGGACCACUAGGACAAAAACGAGAGCUAUGGCCAAAAAGGCCGCCGAAACAGAAAACAGUACGCCGCCCGACAAAAUAAUAUCCAAGCAGGUUCUGUCUGCGGACACGCUCACCAAGAUGAACAACAUGAUAUUCAACGGCAAGACCACUCAGAUAUCAAGUUCAGCCACAAAGCCGACCGCGAAACUGCCCCCUGUAAAGACGUUGCCGGCUUCAGCAUCUAAAGUGACCGCUAUCAAUAAAGCCCGCGAGGAGCUGCUCAGCAAAGAUGACGCGAGGAAGAAGAAGGAAGCCAUGCUGGAGGCUAAGAAGGAGAUGCAGAAACGAAAACGCGAAGAGAAAAUGGCGGCCGCCGCAGCGGCGCGGGAAGCGGCCGAGAAGGAACGCAGGGCCGCGCUACAGGCGCAGGCGAGGGACAGGAUGGAGAAACAAGCCCAUGCUGAUCAAGGGAAACUAGAAAAAAUGAAGGAGGUAGAAAGGAAAAAGCAAGAGCUAGCGCGUAAAGUGGCGGAGACGGAGGAGCGGCGCCGCGCCGAGGAGCAGGCGAGGCUCGCGCGACUCGCCGAGGAACAGAGGAAGGCUGACGCGGCCAGGAAGAAGCAGCAAGAGGAAAGCGAGGCUAUGAAGAAAGAGGCUGCGAUGAUGGCUAAAGACAUCGAGAAGAGACAGAAAGAGUAUCUCGAGAAACAGAAGAUGAAGCAAAGAAUGGAAGCUGACAAAAUGCAUACGCCAUUGAAGAAUGGCACGAAAGCGCCUCCGAUGGAGCCCGUGUACAUGCAGGACGGCUUCCAGCACCUCAACUCGGACGAUGAUGAUGAUGACGCGCCCCCUAAGUUCCCCACCCCCGCCUGGUGCAAGUCGCGGCACCGGCAGCUGGCGCUGCAGCACCUGCUUCCCAACGGCCUCGUGGACGCGCUGUUCUCGGUGCGCGUGCACCACGUGGACCUGCGCGCUAUAUUCCCGGCCGUGGAGCGCGCCGCGCUCAAGCGCACCUCGUCCGCCGUGUGGCGCACCCCGCCAACCUUACACCUGUCCAGGGUCCAGGAGUCUCCGGUAUAACAUCGAGUUGAGACCAGUCGCGGGCGAUCAUUGUAAAUAGUAUUAUGUAAUUUGUAUGUUAUCGCUAAUUAUAUAUAGAUAUAUAAUGCCGACCAUUUACUAAAGACCUGUUCACGCCCAAAAUUACUCUAAUUUUCUAAUAUAUAAUGAGCUGCUGUUGCCAUCAUGUAUGUUCUCAGUAUAGUAACAUUCUAAUUUUAUUCACCAGAAAUUAUAAUAAAUAAGGCAAUCAUACACAAAUAGAGUCCUUCUAGAGUUAGACCAAGAUAAGUCUGCAACGA